This is a messenger RNA of Symbiodinium sp. CCMP2592, 1080 nucleotides long. The record is from the annotation of a GenBank genome assembly. NCBI's taxonomy places the organism in Eukaryota, Dinophyceae, Suessiales, Symbiodiniaceae.
AUGUCCUGGGCAGCGCAAGCCAGCCUGAAGUUACCCGCCUCCAGCAUGGGAGCGGAAGAUGCCUCUGACAGGGACGCGGAGGAUGCGGCGGUGGCCGAGAAGUGCACGCAACUGCGGAGUCGCCUCGGCCUCGGGAAGGUGUCAGAGGAAGACCUGCGGUACGUUUUGGAUGCCUUCACCUCGCAAAUUCGAGAGACUUGGGGGCUUCGGCGUGCCCUGGAGAGGCAACAGAGCCUCGGCCUUUUGGGAGGGGGCCAAGGAGGCCCAGGCCCAAGAAGGAGCAACUUCCAAACGCAGAUCUUUGAGGCCGAGGCCAAGAGUGCGCAGAAGCAGGAGCUCCUCGAGACGGAGCUUUGCAGCGAGCUGGUGAAGGAGGCGAAGGGCUUGGCGGAGCACGUGGAGAUUUUAAGAGCACGCGAUCGAACCCGGGAUGCAAAGCAUGCCCACUGGGAAGAGGCGGCCUUAAGGCUCCCUGGCGUCCUGAAAGCCGAAGGAGCUUUAAGGCAGCGGGCCGAGACGGUGACUCAAGAAGAGAUGCAUCUCCAGGAAAGUGUGGAGGAGUGGCAGCGCCAAUCGGCGGCUGAGAUCUUGGCAUGUCGCUUUGAAGUAAACGACUUGCAGAAGCAGUGUGGCGAGCUUAGGGGAGAGCUGCUGCAGGCACAGGCGGUGAUGUCCAUAUCAUCCAGUGAGGUGCAGGCAGCGCAGGCGCAGGCGGCGGAGGUUGUUGGCCCAGAGCCUUCGGAACUCCGCGAUCGGCAGUAUUCGAGGACUGCAGCUGCCGCGGUCCGAUGGCACGACGCUGGGUCCGUUUUCGAUGCCUUCGCCUCGCCGGUUCCUGACAGGAGCCGGAGCCCACGGAUGAUGCCGGCGGACUUUGGACAUCUCUGCGAGCGCUUGCGGCGCGCGCAAGGCCGGGGGCCGAAGCCCGAGAAGGACCGAAGGGACUUUGCAGACUUUGCCUUCGCCGCCGUCUUCGGCAGUGCCGGCGAUGUGGACAGGGCCACGUUUGCACGGCUCUUUCCGCAUUUCGCGUUGAUGUUGCACGAGCUGGAGGAGGCUUUCGAGCAGGCUGGAGAGUAG